Messenger RNA from Hevea brasiliensis (rubber tree), 2288 nucleotides. Its product is annotated as pentatricopeptide repeat-containing protein At3g62470, mitochondrial. Bases 137 to 2071 code for a protein of 644 amino acids. The record is from RefSeq and is a predicted model, not a curated record. Gene Ontology annotation, molecular function: protein binding. Lineage: Eukaryota; Viridiplantae; Streptophyta; Magnoliopsida; Malpighiales; Euphorbiaceae. The transcript has a single exon.
CCCAGCAACAACCUUACCGUUAGUUGCACCUUCCCUAGUCACACUCACAUUCCGCUGGUGCACCCGCCGCACCGAUCUCAAACCUCUUAUAAUUCAACUGCUUUGUUUCUCUUCACUGCUCUUUAAUGGCUGCCCAAUGUUUCUCACUUUAAAAGAGCCCGCCAAAUUUUCCAUCUUGCUCCGUUGCUGCGUACAAUCCCAACCGCAUUCAAGUUUCCAUGGCCAAAUCUACUCCACCGAAAAGCUUCUCUCUCUCGACGAGAUACAAAGAGGAGGGGGAAAACGAUGUGGAGGAGGGCAAGUGUGCCUGCCUGGUGAUGGUUCUCUGCCCUUGUCUCGUUUGUUUCAUUCUUCUCCUCAUAGUAGUCUUUAUAAUUCUUAUUGUCAAGUUCCAUUUAUUUUGCCACACUCCUCUUCGCUCUCUUGUCUUCAAGAAAAUUUGUCACUAGUUACAAACUCCAGAAGCAUUAAUAAUUCUGAAACCUCAGUAUUGCCGAGUGUUUAUGCACAUGGAAAAGUUACUGGGUUAGCUGCUAGGGGUUUUUCUUGCUUCACCGGCGCUGGAGCAGAUUCCGAUGCUGAAGUUGAUGAAAAUAGUGACAGUGAUAACUGUGGUAACGAUAAUGAAGCUGCAGGUGUCAAGGCGAGUGCAGAUCCUGUGGAGGUCGAUAGGGUAUGCAAGGUGAUCGAUGAAUUGUUUGCCUUGGAUCGCAACAUGGAGGCAGUUCUUGAUGAAUGUGGAAUCAAUUUAUCGCAUGAUCUAGUGAUAGACUUACUGAGAAGAUUCCGUCAUGCUAGAAAACCUGCAUUCCGGUUCUUCUGUUGGGCUGGGAAAAAGCAAGGUUUUGCCCAUGAUUCGAGGACAUACAACUCGAUGAUGAGUAUACUUGCAAAGACUAGACAGUUUGAGACUAUGGUUUCGAUGCUCGAAGAAAUGGGGGAGAAAGGGCUUUUGACAAUGGACACAUUUUCAAUUGCAAUGAGAGCUUUCGCUGUUGCCAAGGAGCGGAAAAAGGCUGUUGGGAUAUUUGAGUUAAUGAAGAAGCACAAAUAUAAAGUGGGUGUUGAGACUAUCAAUUCUCUGCUUGAUAGUCUUGGGAGGGCCAAGCUUGGAAAAGAAGCGCAGAUCCUUUUUGGAAAGUUAGAAGGCAGGUUUACACCAAAUUUGAGGACUUAUACAGUGUUGCUUAACGGUUGGUGCAGGGUGAAGAAUUUGAUGGAGGCUGGAAGAGUUUGGAAUGAGAUGAUUGAUAAGGGGCUUAAGCCUGACAUUGUUGCAUAUAAUACUAUGCUUGAAGGUUUAUUAAGGAGUAAGAAGAGGUCUGAUGCGAUUAAAUUGCUUAUGGUCAUGAAGGCCAAGGGCCCAUCACCUGAUGUUCGGAGCUAUACAAUUUUGAUUCGGGAUCUAUGCAAGCAUUCAAAGAUGAAAGAGGCAAUUGAAUAUUUUGAUGAGAUGGUUGAUUCUGGCUGCAAGCCAGAUGCUGCAGUUUACACAUGCUUGAUCACGGGGUUUGGGAAUCAGAAGAGGAUGGAUAUGGUUCAUGACUUGUUGAAGGAGAUGAAAGAAAAGGGUUGCCCCCCUGACGGCCAGACCUAUAAUGCCCUUAUCAAGUUGAUGACCAGUCGAAAAAUGCCAGAUAAUGCUGUGGGAAUAUACAAGAAGAUGAUUCAGAGUGGAAUUGAACCUUCAAUUCACACUUACAACAUGAUCAUGAAAUCCUUUUUUCAGACAAGGAACUGUGAAAUGGGUCAAGUGGUUUGGGAUGAGAUGAUCAGGAAGGGGUGUUGCCCUGACGAUAACUCCUACAUUGUUCUCAUUGGAGGGCUAAUAAGCCAGGGAAGAUCAGGCGAAGCUUGUAAAUACUUGGAGGAGAUGUUAGAGAAAGGAAUGAAAGCUCCCCAGCUUGACUACAACAAGUUCGCAUGUGAUUUGUCCAGAUCUGGGAAGCCCGAUAUGCUUGAGGAGUUGGCCCAAAAGAUGAAGUUCUCUGCCAAGUUUGAAACUUCCAAUGUUCUUGCUAGUUGGGCUGAGAUGAUGAAGAGGAGGGUUAAGAGAAGGGAUUUGGGUUAAUAGACACAGCAAGCCAACUUGUUGAGGACCAACAGUACAAAGGUCAAAAGAUUGCAUUUAGGUGGUCGUUUUGAAGUGGAUGUAUGAUGCGUGUUGUAUAUUCUCUUAGUUAUUGCAUCCUGUACUUAUCCCACCAUUCUGUUCUAAUUUUACUUAUUUUUCGCUUUUGUGUUGUAUAUUUUCCUCUUUGAUUUAUAUUUCAGUUUGUUCCUUCUUC